This is a messenger RNA of Helianthus annuus (common sunflower), 774 nucleotides long. RefSeq lists its product as uncharacterized. The record is from RefSeq and is a predicted model, not a curated record. Bases 1 to 774 code for a protein of 257 amino acids. NCBI's taxonomy places the organism in Eukaryota, Viridiplantae, Streptophyta, Magnoliopsida, Asterales, Asteraceae. The transcript has a single exon.
AUGAAAUGCAGACAUAUCUUUCGAGAUUAUUUAUGGUGUAAAAUCGGCAAUGGUCAAACUGCUUUUCUUUGGUUUGAUAAAUGGAAUGCUGAUUGUCCUCUUGCAAAUGUUGUUACCCCUCGGCAAAUGGCCAGAUAUGGGUUUUCUAUCAAGUCUAAAGUUGCUGAAGCUAUUCAUAAUGGAGUGUGGUCUUGGCCGGAAGAAUGGAGGAGUGUGUACCCGAGCUUUUUUCAGCUUCAGCCCUUGAGUCUGUCUUCUGUGAAGGAUAGAGUCUUGUGGUUGAGUUCGGAGGGUAAAUUAGUUCCUUUCUCGUCUAAGAAGGUGUGGGAGUCUAUACGUAUUGGCGACAUUCUGGCUGCUUGGUCAAAGGUGGUUUGGUCGUCUUUCAAUAUUCCAAAACAUGCGUUCAUAUGUUGGCUUAUCUUCAAGAGGAAGCUUUGGACACAAGACCGUAUUUUACAAUGGAAUCAUAGGGUUACGGGUUCUAUGAACCAAAUGUGUUGCUUAUUGUGCUAUGCGGAUCUAGAGACACAUGAUCAUUUGUUUUUUCAAUGUAAUUAUUCGAGAUCAGUGUGGUGUAGUGUGCGGAACAAAGUUGGCAUGAAUUCGGUUCAUGAGUCGUGGGAUGAAAUCUCGAGUUGGCUGGUUCCGAGAGCCAAUUCCAAAGCUAUUUAUGCGGUUGCUAGUAAGCUGCUUGUUGCGGCGGCGGCAUAUACUAUUUGGACUGAAAGGAACUCUAGAUUUUUUAGUAACAGGUUGAGGCCUCCGGAGUAG